Acanthosepion pharaonis is the source of this 897-nucleotide messenger RNA. NCBI's taxonomy places the organism in Eukaryota, Metazoa, Mollusca, Cephalopoda, Sepiida, Sepiidae. The record is from the annotation of a GenBank genome assembly.
AUGCGUCCGUAUUCUUGUCUUAUGUAUGUGGGUCUAUGCAUCCGUAUCCCCUUGUUAUGCAUUUGUGUCUAUACGGUUAAUAUAUGUGAUUCUAUGCGUCCGGAUCCCUGUUAUGUAUGGACCUAUGCGUCCGUAUUCUUAUGUAUUGUCUAUCUUAUCCCCUUGUAUGUCUAUGGGAUUCUAUGCGUCGGAUCCCGUAUCCCCUUGUCCGUAUUCUUGUCAUUUGUGGGUCUAUCUAUCCCCUUGUUACAUUUGGUUACGUUUAAUAUAUGUGAUUCUAUGCGUCCGGAUCCCUGUUAUGUAUGUGGACCUAUGCGUCCGUAUUCUUGUCUUAUGUAUGUGGGUCUAUGCAUCCGGGUAUCCCCUUGUUAUGCAUUUGUGUCUAUACGGUUAAUAUAUGUGAUUCUAUGCGUCGGAUCCCUGUUAUGUAUGUGGACCUAUGCGUCCGUAUUCUUGUCUUAUGUAUGUGGGUCUAUGCAUCCGUAUCCCUUGUUAUGCAUUUGUGUCUAUACGGUUAAUAUAUGUGAUUCUAUGCGUCCGGAUCCUGUUGUGUAUGUGGACCUAUGCGUCCGUAUUCUUGUCUUAUGUAUGUGGGUCUAUGCAUCCGUAUCCCCUUGUUAUGCAUUUGUGUCUAUACGGUUAAUAUAUGUGAUUCUAUGCGUCCGGAUCCCUGUUAUGUAUGUGGACCUAUGCGUCCGUAUUCUUGUCUUAUGUAUGUGGGUCUAUGCAUCCGUAUCCCCUUGUUAUGCAUUUGUGUCUAUACGGUUAAUAUAUGUGAUUCUAUGCGUCCGGAUCCCUGUUAUGUAUGUGGACCUAUGCGUCCGUAUUCUUGUCUUAUGUAUGUGGGUCUAUGCAUCCAUGUAUCCCCUUGUUAUGCAUUUGUGUCUAUACGGUUAA